GAAAGUGCCAUAGUGCCCUUACAUUUGCAGUAGGCAUCAGAUGGCAGAUGAUAGCAGCAUUUGUGGUAGACAUCAUUCAAAGGAACAAGGCAAAGUGACGAAGACUAGACACAGCUUGACAGCCUGAGAGCCUGAGCUCGACAACGGGAUGGCGCCGUCACCAGCGGAGACCUGCUGUCUUUCGUGCUCCCUGCUCCAAGGGGUUCAAGUGAUAUCAACAUACACAGUUGUUUUCGGAAGCUUCAACAUGUUGGGAGUGCUCAUGGGCGGGCCUAGGGAUAUCCAGGCUCGUUCUGUUGUCCUGGCUACCGUUGAGUUUCUCAAAAUGAUGGUGCACACAUUCGCACUCUUUGCUGGCUUCAAGGGCUUGAUCGGGGUUCUACUAAAAGAUGUGGAGCGUCUCCGUGUUUUGAUGCUGUAUCAUGUUUGCUCGUUGCUGCUUCUUUGUUUGGAGCUCGUGGUUGGCUUUGUGAAGGGAUGUCAGGAGCUUGAGAUGCUGCAAAAGAUUACUCAUCGGAAAGAGAUCCUGAAAAUGGACUGCAAUACAUACCAGGCGCAGCUAUGUGUGAAAUUUGUUUUCCAAGCAGGCUUAAUGACCUACUUUGCCUUUAUCAUUUGGAGCCUCAUUGUGCGCAUUGAGGCUGGUGAGCUUGGCGAGCCAUCACUACUGCGAGAGCAGGAGCUUGCUGACCGGGCCCUUGGGGAUCCUUGGCUCUUUGUCCAGACCCCUGGUGAAUCAGCCACCUUCUUGAGACGUGUCCAAACCUUACGCCUCUGACUGCGACAUCCUGUCUUGUAUUAACUCCGGAAGAAACACAAUGUCGCAAUGCAGGAAUCGAGAGGUCACAAUGUCAGAAGCCAAGAAUAAACACUCGCUUUUUGGCCGCACAAGUUCUUCGAGCAUUUGGCCAGGCAACUCCUACUCCCUUCUCAGGAGUGCCCAGAAAUCUGGAAGAUCACGCUGUGGGCUCAGAUGAUGAGAGUCAGUUCUUUUCAUCAGAUCUCCAAGCUUUGGACAGGAAUCUCAAGGACAUGAGCAAGGAUCUGUGGAAGCAUUUCAAGGAACUCCAUACCGUUUGGAGUGACGUGCACAUCUCAAUCGGCUUCUUGUGACUUGUGUGGACUGGCUGAUGUUAACAAGUCAGUUGAUCUGAACCUAGUGCGACAUCAACAGGCUUGCAAGGCUUGCCUUGCUCACCUUGAAGCCUAGAAAGACCUGAGUGCUUGGCAAGGGGAGCUACUUGCAUGGUUUCACCAAUGUGAUAUAGCCCAAUCCAAAGCGUUGUGGCACCAACUAGUCAUCUCAAAGAAGUGAGAAAAGAAGCUCAGAUUUUGAAC
Molecule: messenger RNA, 1338 nt
Organism: Durusdinium trenchii
Lineage: Eukaryota; Dinophyceae; Suessiales; Symbiodiniaceae
Source: the annotation of a GenBank genome assembly